Messenger RNA from Sorghum bicolor (sorghum), 3618 nucleotides. RefSeq names its product importin subunit beta-1. NCBI's taxonomy places the organism in Eukaryota, Viridiplantae, Streptophyta, Magnoliopsida, Poales, Poaceae. The record is from RefSeq and is a predicted model, not a curated record. The coding region runs from base 230 to 2848 and encodes 872 amino acids. Gene Ontology annotation, molecular function: nuclear import signal receptor activity; small GTPase binding. Gene Ontology annotation, biological process: protein import into nucleus. The transcript has 3 exons. Gene Ontology annotation, cellular component: nucleus; cytoplasm.
UAUUUGAUUUCCUCGCCCUCGCCCUCGCCCUCCUCCCUGCCUCCGCCGCCACCGCCCCGCCUCCACGCCUGCCCUUCCUCCCUCCCUCCACCCCACGCGCCCGCGCGUCGCCGAUCGGGUCCCCGGCUGCGCGCUCCCUCCGCCGUUCCACCGCCGUGGACCGAGGCCUCCCGCUCCGCUCAGGCCGUACUCCGCGGGGGUCGCGACUCCGCGUCCAGCAACAGUCAAUAUGUCACUUGACGUUACUCAAGUUCUCUUAAGUGCGCAAUCUGCUGAUGGUGCAAUUAGGAAGCAUGCUGAAGAAAGUCUUAAGCAGUUCCAGGAGCAGAACCUCCCUGGAUUCUUGCUUUCCCUCUCAAGCGAGUUGGCCAAUGAAGAGAAACCUGAGGAGAGCCGAAGGUUAGCUGGCUUGAUUCUUAAGAAUGCACUGGAUGCAAAGGAGCAGCACAGGAAGAAUGAGCUUUUCCAGAGAUGGCUGGCACUGGAUGCUGGUGCCAAGGCACAAAUUAAAGGAUUGUUGCUGCAAACUCUCACAUCUCCUGUUGCAAGUGCCAGAUCCACUGCUUCCCAAGUUAUUGCCAAGGUUGCUGGUAUUGAGAUUCCGCAGAAGCAAUGGCCAGAGCUUAUAGGAUCAUUGCUUAUAAACAUACAUCAGGUCCAGCCAAAUGUCAAGCAAGCAACGCUUGAGACUCUUGGCUAUUUAUGUGAGGAAGUUUCUCCAGAUGCUGUAGACCAAGACCAAGUCAAUAAAAUACUUACAGCUGUUGUUCAGGGUAUGAAUGCUUCUGAGGCAAACUCUGAUGUGAGGCUUGCAGCUACACGGGCAUUGUAUAAUGCUUUGGGCUUUGCUCAGGUGAACUUCUCGAAUGACAUGGAGCGUGACUAUAUCAUGAGAGUAGUUUGUGAAGCGACGCAGUCUCCGGAGGUGAAGAUAAGGCAGGCUGCCUUUGAGUGUUUGGUGGCUAUAUCGUCUACUUACUAUGAUAAGCUGGCAACAUACAUGCAGGAUAUAUUUAAUAUAACUGCAAAAGCUGUGAGGGGAGAUGAGGAGUCAGUAGCACUCCAGGCUAUUGAAUUCUGGAGUUCCAUAUGUGAUGAGGAAAUUGACAUUCUGGAUGAGUACAGCAGUGAGUUUACAGCUGAUUCUGAUGUUCCUUGCUACUACUUUAUCAAGCAGGCUCUUCCUGCCUUAGUGCCGAUGUUGUUGGAAACUCUCCUCAAGCAAGAGGAAGACCAAGACUUGGAUGAAGGUGCUUGGAAUCUUGCAAUGGCUGGGGGAACUUGUUUGGGCCUGGUGGCAAGGACUGUUGGUGAUGACAUUGUUCCUCUUGUAAUGCCUUUCGUGGAGGAGAACAUAACCAAGUCUGAAUGGAGACAGAGAGAGGCUGCAACAUAUGCCUUUGGCUCUAUCUUGGAGGGCCCAUCAGCUGAUAAACUGGCUCCUCUUGUUAAUGUUGCAUUGGGCUUCAUGCUGUCUGCACUGACGAAGGAUCCCAGUAACCAUGUAAAGGACACAACUGCCUGGACACUUGGGAGAAUCUUUGAGUUCCUUCAUGGUUCAGCACUUGAAACUCCUCCUAUCAUCACGGCUGAGAAUUGUCAGCAAAUACUUACUGUGCUGCUUCACAGCAUGAAGGAUGUCCCAAAUGUGGCUGAAAAGGCAUGUGGAGCCCUCUAUUUCCUUGCACAAGGCUAUGUGGAUGCUGGAUCUGCAUCGCCAUUAUCCCCUUUCUUUCAAGAUAUUGUUCAGAACCUUCUUAUGGUCACUCACAGGGAGGAUGCUGGAGAAUCUCGGCUGCGAACAGCAGCAUAUGAGACCCUAAAUGAAGUUGUCAGGUGCUCCACUGAGGCAGCAGCCCCUAUUGUUAUGCAGUUAGUACCUGUGAUCAUGGUGGAGCUCCAUCAGACACUUGAAACUGAAAAGCUGUCAACUGAUGAGCGGGAGAAGAGGAGCGAACUGCAGGGCCUCCUUUGUGGUUGCUUGCAGGUCAUUAUCCAAAAGUUGGGAGGGAUGGAGUCAACUAAGUACUCUUUCUUGCAGUAUGCUGAUCAGAUGAUGGAUCUGUUUUUGAGAGUUUUUGCAUGUCGAAAUGCCACAGUGCACGAGGAGGCUAUGCUUGCUAUUGGAGCAUUGGCAUAUGCAGCUGGUCCAAACUUUGCAAAGUACAUGGCACAGUUUUAUCAGUAUUUGGAGAUGGGACUUCAGAACUUUGAGGAGUAUCAGGUGUGUGCCAUUACCGUGGGCGUUGUUGGUGAUCUCUGCAGAGCACUGGAAGACAAAAUUUUACCCUUCUGUGAUGGCAUCAUGACUCAGCUCCUGAAGGACCUGUCCAGUAACCAGUUGCACAGAUCUGUGAAGCCACCGAUAUUUUCUUGCUUUGGUGAUAUUGCACUGGCAAUUGGGGAAAACUUUGAGAAGUAUUUGAUCUAUGCGAUGCCUAUGCUGCAAAGUGCUGCUGAUUUGUCGGCCCAUACCACAGCAACUGAUGAUGAGAUGCUCGACUACACCAACCAGCUAAGGAAUGGAAUCUUGGAAGCCUACUCUGGUAUCCUGCAAGGAUUCAAGAGUUCACCUAAGACACAACUACUGAUGCCAUAUGCUCCACAUAUUAUUCAGUUCCUUGAUGCUCUGUACAAUGGAAAGGACAUGGAUGAUACUGUGAUGAAGACUGCAAUAGGUGUCUUGGGAGAUCUGGCUGACACAUUGGGUGUCCAUGCUGGCCCUUUGAUCAAUCAAUCCACCUCAAGCCAGGCAUUUUUAGAGGAAUGCUUGGCAUCAGAUGAUCCAUUGGUGAAAGAAUCUGCCGAUUGGGCAAGGAUAGCAAUCAGCCGUGCAGUUUCGGGUUGAUGCCACACUGAGUCUCGAGUCUGCACUUGCAUCCAUCCGCAUGUCAUCCUGUCUGGGUCGUUGAUUGCAUCAUGUCCAGACCUGCUCUUCGGAGAAGUCCAACAUCUUUACAGCAGAGUCGGAGGGUCCUCACUAACUCAUGCAUUCAGUACAUGUGUCAACCCGUGCUUCCCGCUUCUGCGAGAAAAGAGGGUUCAAGUUGGCCGCCUGCUAACUUUUGCUAAAGGCAUCUGCAACCUUCAUUUCUUAUUGGAGGUGAGAUGAGCUUCUAUUGUCACAUGACAUGCUGACAGUUUCCUCGGCAUGGCAUGCCUAAGAAUUGUGGCCUAUCAUUCCCCCCUGCAUUAAUCCCAUGCAUCGAACUCUGGUCGGAUGGUCACUUGGGACAAAAGGCCCAUUUGCUUGCUGCUGCUCCAGUAAGCAAGAUUGGGCUCGAACGCAUUGUCACAGGAUUAAUUUUUGUAUCGAUCAGGGUGGCCAAGUCCAUUUAUGUCAAGACAUACCCUCCCUGCUGGUAGUAGGUUGUUAAUUUCCUAGCAUUCUUUUCCCUUUGUCCAUUUGCAUUGUCUUUGCAUUUCAUUCAUGGUCGGUCUGUUUUGUAAGAGUUGUUCUGGGGCAAAACUUGUGUCCUGUCCUGUCUGCUACCGCGCGCUAUUUGUACAAGUCAAGUCUGUGCGUGCAUUGGUUUAUUUCCGGGGUGUUAUCGGAGCAGCAGGUGUUUGUGCAUUUUCACACCUUGUUUUUGGUAAUCUACAUACAUUGUUGCUCCA